AUGGCGGCUUUCUCUGCAAACUACAAUCAUGCUCUCCUCCUUCUUCUCCCAGCCAUCCUCCUUCCAUACUGUGAUUCUCACCAAUCCCCCCUCCCCCAUCCCAAAUCCGCACACUUCACCAUAUACCAACACGACACGUUUAACAAAUCGGCAUAUCUCGUAACCGAGGGCUUACCAGGCAACUGGGAUCUCGUCACGCUAGGCACCCCGUUCGGCUCCCUCCUCGUCUUCCAAGAUGCUUUGACUGCAACCCAGGACCCAGAUUCAGAGGUGGUCGGUACUGUGGACGGAAUCUCCAUAGCUUCUCGUUUCGAUGGCUCCUUGACUGUUAGCACCUGCAAGUUCACUCUCAACACCGCCGCCUACAAGGGGACGCUUUCUUUCGUGGGAGGAACCCACGUUUCGGAGGCGUCGGAUCACCCCAUCGUGGGAGGCACCGGAGAUUUCUUGUUUGUUACGGGCUAUGGAACCUCCACGCUGGUGAAGCUGGAAGGUGUAGCGUCUGUUUACAGAAUAGAUCUUCAUCUCUACUGGCCUCCUUCCUAUGGCAGUCCUAAAAGCUCCAUCUAA
Ipomoea nil (Japanese morning glory) is the source of this 570-nucleotide messenger RNA. RefSeq names its product dirigent protein 13-like. The transcript has a single exon. Bases 1 to 570 code for a protein of 189 amino acids. The record is from RefSeq and is a predicted model, not a curated record. NCBI's taxonomy places the organism in Eukaryota, Viridiplantae, Streptophyta, Magnoliopsida, Solanales, Convolvulaceae.